AUGCCGCCGGGACCAGUCUUCAAUGCUGUUUGUGUCGCGUCUGCAUUAUCCAAUAUCCUCUCCAACGCGCUCCGCAUUCGUGCCAGUCAAUUAGCCUCGCAAACUGCCUCGCGGGCGACAGCGACACCUCGGAAACACAAACGCGACGUAUCGGAGGCGGUACCAGAAGACGCAAUCCAAAGGCAUGGCCACCUCCCAGGCGACACGUUCAAGGUAGUCCAAAUUGCAGUAGAAGAUGCGAUGUCUUCUGUGCCACCCCAAACGAGCAACGUCGCACAGGAAGUGGAAAAUAGCGUAGCGCAGCAGCCUCAGACAAACGGGGACCACAUUUCUGGCGUUGUGGUGGAUAGUGAAAGCACUACAGCAGAGCAGACGCCAGUCGUUUCCGAACCAGUUGCAGUAAUUCAGCCUCAGACCUUGCCCCCCGUCCUUGACGAGAAAGACUUCAGUGUCGACGGCACAUUGCAGGGCAAGUCGUUGUCGGGGAAUGAGUCAAAUCAGAGUGCGGUGGUCGACGCCCACCCUGUUGACGAGACCACCUCAGAGAUAGCAACCGAGACCGUGAUCCCGACGCGUAAAUUACGCGCGUCAACGGUCCCUUCAUCGCGUAUCGGACGGCUGUUUCACUACGGAGGCAAGUCGAUCAUCUCUCCACGUUUAGCCGCAUCGCUCGGGUACGGAGCUGCCUCAGAGAUUCUCCAGCGCAGCACCGGCAUGUCCUCGCAGUCGUCAUCCCCGGUUAUGAUGACGGAGGCCAACAUCCAUCGAUUGGUGUCUAAACUCCUGAAAAUGCGUGGCGCAGCACUCAAAUUGGGCCAGUUCAUGAGCAUUCAAGACACGCAUGUCCUGCCACCUGCUGUCGAUAGGAUCUUCAGGAUGGUUCAAGACAGCGCCCACUAUAUGCCUGACUGGCAGAUGGAGAAAGUCCUUUCAACAUCUCUGGGAGCAGACUGGCCCUCAUACUUCGAUUCAUUUGACCGCAUCCCCUUUGCUGCCGCUUCUAUCGGACAGGUCCACCGAGCAGUCCUCUCCGCAUCCCACUCACCCACAGGCCGCGCGGAAGACGUCGCGGUCAAAAUUCAAUUCCCUAAAAUUGUUGACUCUAUAGAAAGUGAUCUGGGGUACAUCAAGAUGCUCUUGACUGCGAGCAGUCUGCUGCCCAAGGGCCUAUUUCUCGAUAGAACUAUUGACGUGAUGAAGGGAGAGCUCGCGGAUGAGUGUAGUUACAUCCGUGAAGCGUCUUUCCUUCGCAAGUUUGGAUCUCCUGACUUCCUGGGAAAUGAUCCCCGGUUCAAAGUCCCUUGGGUGUGGGAGGGGAGCACGGACGAGGUCCUUGUGAUGGAGAGGGUUCGCGGUGUGAAUAUUGGUGAGAUCACCCAUCAGAACGCAACCAAAAAGCUCAGUCAAGAGGAAAGGAACGACAUUGCCAGCAGCAUCCUUCAGCUCUGUCUUCGUGAGCUCUUUGACUUCAGAUUGAUGCAGACGGACCCAAACUGGACGAAUUUCCUCUGGAAUGCGCAGACGCGACAGAUCGAGUUGGUUGAUUUCGGUGCAACUCGUGAAUACACGAAAGAGUUCAUGGACAACUGGCUCCGUCUCCUCCAAUCAGCUAUAUCCGAGGACCGAACUAGUUGUAUAGAAUGGAGUAUCAAGCUGGGAUACCUGACCGGGCAAGAAACCGACAUAAUGUUUGAUGCACAUGUCGCAUCCAUGACACUGCUUGCCACGCCUUUCCGACCGACCACAACACAGCCAUUUGCCUUUGGACCAGGGUCGGCCUGGGCGGACAUAACCGCCAAAACCAGAGAACAGAUACCCAUCAUGCUCAAUCACAGAUUGACACCUCCGCCGAGGGAGACGUACAGCUUGAAUCGUAAAUUGAGCGGAUCAUUCCUCCUUGCGUCGAGGCUGGGGGCGAGAUUUGAUACUAGGACGCUGUGGGACACCAUCGUCGGCCGGUAUCAGUUCUCGACAUAA
Molecule: messenger RNA, 1977 nt
Organism: Pleurotus ostreatus (oyster mushroom)
Lineage: Eukaryota; Fungi; Basidiomycota; Agaricomycetes; Agaricales; Pleurotaceae
Exons: 11
Coding region: 1-1977 (658 amino acids)
Biological process (GO): ubiquinone biosynthetic process
Cellular component (GO): extrinsic component of mitochondrial inner membrane
Molecular function (GO): kinase activity
Source: RefSeq, a predicted model, not a curated record